CACGCUGCUGGAGGCUGAAGCAGAUGGAGGAAGCCAGGCGUUAGUGAACUGCACUGAGAUCAGCUGAGUUCUACAUUGGUUCCACGACUAAACAACAGCAGGAGGAUUUCUACGCAAUCUGUGACACCAAUAGAGCUAGCUCAUUAUGCUAAUCUCUAUGGCUCUCAUCUUGCUGCUAACCCCCAUUCCCUCUCUUCAAGCUUCUACUGGCGAGGGAAGGAACUUCUCUAAACCGGCGCCUCAUGCUAUUAAUUUCAAAAACCUGAGUCUUAAACCCAAGCCCUCAAAGGUCAGCAAUGCUAGUCAAACCCCAUUUUCAACAGCAAAAUUCCCCGGGAAUGACAAUGCUCAGAAAACAUCCAAAGACAUGCCUCCCUUAAGCUCCACCAUCAGGGUAAUCAUCAGUCAAGGCUGCGUGCAGAAGGACCACCAGAAAGACUUGUUCAACGCAAGCAGAGUCCAUGAGGUGGAGCUAAACAUAAAGCCUGGAUCUCCACUGAUAAUGAAGCACCAGAUCAGCCUAGAGAUCAGCGCAUGCACAGAUGAAUGUGAGGCCCAGAUAGAGACACUAAAGGGACAAGUACAGUUUCUGGAGAAGGAGGUGACAGCUCUGAAGGAGGCGUGUUGUGAACUGGCUGUAGAAACUGCGGCCAUGAAGGUGCCCGAAAUUGACACCACCAGACAAGAAGACAUAAAAACUAUAAAAGCAGACAAGAUGAUCUUUGAAAAGAAAGCGGACCAUGAGAAAGAGUUAAAGAAAUACAAAAAGCCAUCAGCAAAACCAACCACAAACAGUACCGGCAAAGACCACAUUGAUGAAACUAGGAACAACACUCUGCUGAAAGAUGGAAAAGGGCAAGAACAAACAAAAAGAAGCAAAAGUGCAGUCCUGAAAACAAUACCAUACAAACAGAUACAAACGGAUCUCCCAAUCAACCCCUCCACUAAGCAAGAAAUGACAGAGAAACUCAGUACAAAACAAGUAGACCUAAAAGACAUGCUUGUGAACCACAACAUAACCCAGACCAAUGAGAAGAAGACUAACGGAACUUCUAAAGUCUUAUCCAGAUUGGUGAAGAAAGCCAAAGCCUCAACAGAUUAUAAAACAAGCUCUGAAAAAGAGAUCCAUCCUCAAUCCAACUUGACUUCUUCAGCAACAACAAGAGCUGAAAACGACAAGAAGCUGUUGCAGAGGAAUGUAAUUAUUAAAGGAGUAGCAUCUGGACACCAAAAGGUGGAGAAAAAUGGAAAUGGAACAGUUUCCAUUGAAAAAGAAACAAAACAACUCCAGGGUAAUGCCACGCUUCCUAAAGAAGGUCCUUCUAAAAAAAAAAAGAACGUAGAGAAACACAUAAAUGUAACAAGUUUAACUGAAAAAGACCAAAAGCUGCACCAGGUCAACAUGACUCUUCUUGGAUUUGGAGCAUCCAGCAAUAAAAAUAUGGAGAAGCAUGAAAAUAUACAUAAAUCUUCAAGAACAGGCAAAACUCAAUUCCAGGCCAGUGCCAUUCUUCUCAAAGAUGGAUCUUCUGGAAAGAAGAAGGUAUACAGUACUGCCGUAUCACCUGAAAAAAAUAUGAAACUACUCCAAAGUAAUGUGACAACAGUGAUUAAACGUGGAAAGAAUAAUCUGGACAGUCAUGUAAAUGCAACAGCUCCUUCUGUGACGACAACUCACAAAGAAGUAACAUCUUGCAAGAAAAAGGUGGAAAAACAUGUACCUUUUUCCACUGAAAAAGAAAAAAAGACCCAACUUGUCAAUGCCACACAUGUCAAAGAGGAGGCCAAAGAGGAGGCAUCUGGGUCGAAAAAAGUGCAAAUACCCAGAAAUGUAACUUCCACUGAGAAAGACAAAAAGCUUCAGCAAGUUGACAUUACAGCACCUCUUAAAGACACAACAUUUACAAGGAAAAAACAUGUAAAUGUAACUACUCCUGAAAAAGACAAUAAGCUGUAUCAAGUCAUUGUCACACUUCCCAAAGAAGAAGCAUCUGGAAAGAGAAAGGUGGAAAAGCACGUCAAUGUCAUGGUGUCCACUGUAAAAAACAGACCCCGGCCCCUAAACAAUGCCACACUUCCGAAAGAAAGCAAAAAUAAGAUAGAAAGACAUGUAAAUGUAACCAUUCUACCUGACAAGAAGCGGCAGCAGGUCAAUGUGACACUUCUCAAAGAAGAAGCAUCUGAGAGCAAAAAAAUCAACACCAUCACAGUUUCUGAAGAAAAAAAUAAAAAACAAAAAAACAAACAGCAACUACGGAGUGAUGCCACAGCAGGCCUUCAGGAAAAAGCAACAGGGAAAGAAAAGCUAGAGAGCCAAAGAAACACAACCACAUCUAACAAAAAAGACAAGGUGUUACAGCAAGACAGAAAGACGUCAGCUCUAAAAGAAGGUGGAGGUACAAAGAAAAAGGAUUUAAGCUGCACUAAAAAGUACAAGAAUAUCCAUGUCAGUGGGACAACAUCCCUCAACAAAGCAACAUUUGUAAAGAAAAGGGUGGCAGAAAAAGACAAGAAGAUAACUCAGGCAAAUGUCACACUUCUUAAACAAGAUGUAGUUAUACAGAAAAAGGUGGAUGUUGUCACAGUUUCUGAAGAAAAAAGUAAGAAGCAUCUCGCAGGUAGCAGGUUAAACACAUUGAACAUUGAUGCUAAAACCACAAAACUAAAGGACAUCAGUUCUGUUGAGGUUCACAAUGUAACCGCCACUGGAUUCAUGAUCAGUUGGGAAGCCCUACAGGGAGAUUUCAAGAACUUUACAGUAACAAGGAGGGAGGUUUUUACAGGCAAUAAUGAGGAAGUUGCACAGGAAGCUGGGAAAAGCCUGGACAGUAAAGAUAAAGAAGAUACAGAAAACAUCACUAAGAACGAGGCAGGAAUCAACACUUCAAAUAAAACCUCAAAGGUCCACAGUGGACAAGCUGAUAGAAACAUUCUAAACAAAUUCAGUCAGGUUCUCUCGGGCACUGCUCGAUCCUUUCAUUUCACAAACCUUCAGCCCCAGACACGGUACCUAGUGUCUCUGUACAGCUCCAGACCCGGAGGACCACACAAACUUUACCGUCUCUUUGUUUCCACAGGUCCUGAACCCCCUAAAGAACUGGUGUUCAGCAAUAUAACAGAGACCUCCCUGUCAGUGUCAUGGACCAAGCCAAAGAGCAUAGUAACAGGAUUUAGAGUGACAUAUACCAACACUGGCAAUGGAGACAAUGGGUCCAUUUCUGUUGACUCCCAGCUCUCCCACGUUCUCAUUUCUAAACUCUCUGCGGGUUUCUCUUAUGAAAUUAGUGUCAGGUCAAUCCUGGGAACAAUCGAGAGCGAGCCGACUACAGCCUCUGUUACUACAGUGGCUGACCCUCCCACUGAUCUUCAGGCAGUGAACAUUACUGACACUAAGGCUCUUAUAGUAUGGAAGAAAAUCCAAGCUAAAGUGGACCAUUACAUUCUUAGCUACACUUCAGCAAAGUCUCCUAACGUGACGGUGACAGUGAUGCUGUCUGGGAGUUCAGUGGAGCACCAGCUGAGAGGCCUUCACAGAUAUACUCUUUACACAGUAAAGCUCACCAGCCAAAUCAGCAACCACCAGAGCAGGUCCAUCUCCACAACUUUUAAAACAACAAGCGGAGUGAAGCUCCAGGCAGUGAUCCCUACUGAGAUCACCUUCAGUUCGGCUGUGAUUUCAUGGAAGGCUCCACACCUGGCUUUUAGAAGCUACAGGCUGACAUAUCAGCAUGACAGGAACAGUAAGGAAGUGGUUCUAAACCCAACCGUGACCCAGUAUGAGCUGACUGAUCUGGCAGCAUUUUCCAACUACACAGUGAAAGUAGACGGAGAGCGUGAAGGACAAUACAUCAACAUCGUCUCCUCUGCAUUCACAACGGCACAGGUUCCAUUCCCCCACCCAACCGACUGUUCGCAGGUGCAGCUGAAUGGGGUGACAGAGUCUGGAGAAGUGGAGGUUUACCCUAAUGGGAAGGAUGGAGAGCCAGCGUGGGUCUACUGUGAUAUGGAUACUGAUGGAGGAGGCUGGACGGUGUUUCAGAGGAGGGUGGAUGGAUCUACAGAUUUCUUCAGAGGCUGGAAUGAUUACAGUAAAGGCUUCGGGUUUCUGACUGCAGAAUUCUGGCUGGGAAAUGAUAUCCUUCACAGUCUGACCAGCCUGACCCCUGUAACCCUGCGCAUUGACAUGCAAUACGGUAACGACACGGCCUAUGCUCGCUAUUCCAACUUCACUGUGGCAUCUGAGGCUAACCACUACGCCAUCACUCUGUCCGGAUACUCCGGAACUGCAGGGGAUUCUAUGAGGUACCACAAUGGUUGCCCAUUCUCCACUAAGGAUAAGGAUCCUAAUCCCCUCAGUAUUCACUGUGCUAAGGCCUACAUGGGGGGCUGGUGGUACAAAAACUGCUACAAAGCCAACUUGAACGGCCUGUACUCCACCUUCUCCCAGAACCAGGGAGUUGUUUGGAUAGACUGGAAGGGUAAAGACGUCUCCAUCCCCUUCACUGAGAUGAAGCUGCGGCCAGUCUCUCUAAAACGCAUCACACCCCAGGACUGAACCCACACCACAUAUUAACAAUGAACCAACACCACACACCAACAAUCAAACAACAGAAUACACCAGCACAGAACUCACAGCACAGCCCAACAUUACACUAACACUAAACACACACUAUACACCAACACUGAACCAACACCACACACCAACAAUCAAACAACAGAAUACACCAGCACAGAACUCACAGCACAGCCCAACAUUACACUAACACUAAACACACACUAUACACCAACACUGAACCAACACCACACACCAACACUGAACCCACACCACACACCAACAAUCAAACAACAGAAUACACCAGCACAGAACUCACAGCACAGCCCAACAUUACACUAACACUAAACACACACUAUACACCAACACUGAACCAACACCACACACCAACACUGAACCCACACCACACACCAACAAUCAAACAACAGAAUACACCAGCACAGAACUCACAGCACACCCCAACAUUACACUAACACUAAACACACACUAUACACCAACACUGAACCAACACCACACGCCAACACUGAACCCACACCACACACCAACAAUCAAACAACAGAAUACACCAGCACAGAACUCACAGCACACCCCAACAUUACACUAACACUAAACAUACACUAUACACCAACACUGAACCAACACCACACACCAACACUGAACCCACACCACACAUUAACAAUGAACCAACACCACACACCAACAAUCAAACAACAGAAUACACCAGCACAGAACUCACAGCACACCCCAACAUUACACUAACACUAAACACACACUAUACACCAACACUGAACCAACACCACACACCAACACUGAACCCACACCACACAU
Messenger RNA from Astyanax mexicanus (Mexican tetra), 5380 nucleotides. RefSeq names its product tenascin XBa (gene tnxba). The record is from RefSeq and is a predicted model, not a curated record. Gene Ontology annotation, molecular function: protein binding. NCBI's taxonomy places the organism in Eukaryota, Metazoa, Chordata, Actinopteri, Characiformes, Acestrorhamphidae. The coding region runs from base 146 to 4555 and encodes 1469 amino acids. The transcript is spliced from 14 exons.